AUGUGGAUAUUAAUCCACAUUAACAUUCUAUCUCUAAAUCAUAUAACGGUCUUUGUUCCCUAUCUACCAUAUUAUCUAAUUGGUUUAAUUUUCUUACAAACGGCUUUUGGUUUGAUUGAAUUAUCGCACCCAGAUAACUCCAUACCAGUGAACCGGUUUGUAACUCCGCUUCAUAUCGUACCUGAAUGGUACUUUUUAGCAUAUUAUGCGGUGUUAAAAGUAAUCCCAUCCAAAACCGGUGGUUUGUUAGUAUUUAUGUUCAACAUGUCAAUGAAAUAUCAAAACGAUGAAACUUAUUUGGUUAACAUAACAACAUAG
Messenger RNA from Besnoitia besnoiti, 318 nucleotides. RefSeq lists its product as uncharacterized. The record is from RefSeq and is a predicted model, not a curated record. The transcript is spliced from 2 exons. Lineage: Eukaryota; Apicomplexa; Conoidasida; Eucoccidiorida; Sarcocystidae. Gene Ontology annotation, molecular function: electron transfer activity. Bases 1 to 318 code for a protein of 105 amino acids. Gene Ontology annotation, cellular component: membrane.